GUUCGUCGGGGUCCGUCGAGUCGAGACGCAACGACGACACACCUCGUAUCUUAUUUAUUCUCGCAUUUCUCGUGACACACAAAAGAACGACAAAUCGUCCUCGUGCGGGGUGCGGAAGCACGACCGGGCACUGCGCAACGGCGUGGCGGCGUCAACAAGACGUUCGGGAGCAUAAGAGUGUAUAUUAUAUAUACACAUAUAUAUAUAUACAUACACAAGAGGGGAGUCGCCGGCGAUUCGUGUGCGAUUCUAUCGAUCACACGCGGAGUGUCAACGGGUGUGUGCGUACGAUGUUUUCUCCGCGGCGCGAUCCGCGUGUUGCCGCCGAAUUUUAUCCGCGCGAAUUCGCGCGUGCUACGCCGGUGAGCGUCUCUCACCGGUGUGCACUUUAAAUACCAACAACAAUACGCUAUCGCGCGAUAUCGUUGUGCGCCAAACGAAACAAGACGUUAAAUACCCACGUGCACGGGUGAGUAAUAUCCGCGACCGGGCUUUUGUUCGCGCCGGAGUUAAUAUAUCCGGCUUACACAAGGAAGCCCGAGGUUGGUUGGUCGACGAAAAUAGACGACGCGGAGAAGUAUGAAACGCGCGACGUGAAGUACAUUUGACCCUUUGUGAGAGCACAGAGAGAUUCGUGAAUUCGCGACGGCAGAAACUGCGCUUCUCGUGAGUGAUUGUGUGUCAGAGAUUUAAUGAGAACGCGAUGUGUUGCAUCGGUUGCUCUUCUUCGGCACAACACGGCGGCGGAGAUUUCGCGUGAGAAAGCGACGCGCGCGGAAGUGGAAUUUGAUGAGGUUUAAUCAUAUUAUAGGAACAAAAACAUUGUAUUCGUGAAAUUGUGCUUCAAAUUAUUACAUUGACGGCUCGGAAAUAAGAGGAAAGCACACCUAAUGAAGGAUCGUCUUGUGAGUCGAGAGAAUCAAAUAACUCUCUUCCUCUCAGAAGACAUCUUACGAAAUACUUUGUGUGUCAGACAUUCCAUUUGUUUUGUUGGACAAUACAUUGUCACAAUAGUGCCGUGUAGCACGGUUUCGCUACAAUAGUGGUAUAGAAUGUGCUCAAAGACACGAAGCGAGGAAGAAAGUUUAAGUUCAAACGAGGAGUUAAAUCGGCUUGUGGAACAGACUGUAGCCCGGUGGUGCUUGAUGAUCGUCUCCGUCACAGAAGAGUGUUGAUUGCAUUGCGCUCUAUUGUAUAAGUUGCAACGUUCCGUGACAAUACGAUAAGUAUCGGACCGCCAGCAGCGGCAGAGAGAAGCGAGCCAAGAUGAUUCUACGCCAAAAGUCGUCGCAUAACUGCAAUUGUCCCUGCCACCAACACUGCUCCACCAAAUGCGGAGAAGAUGUAGAGAGUAUGACAGGAGAGAUAGAAAAUGGGGACCUGGCAGUUCGAGAUGUUGCAGAUCUUCUUCAAGCACAAUAUGCUAUUAUUGCUGGAGGAAAAACGCGAGAAGGAUGUCCUAUAAUCACUUUUCCGGACAAUGGCAACUUUCAUAAUCUGACUGAUUUAGAUUACCAACGUCUCAUGUUAUAUCUCACUUCCGUACCAACGUUGCAAGAAGCUGAUCUUGGAUUUCAUUUGAUAAUUGAUCGGAGGAACGACAAAUGGAAUUCGGUGAAAACAGUUCUUUUGAAAAUUUCUGCUUUUUUUCCUGGUCUAGUACAUGUCGCAUAUGUAUUGCGACCGGUUGGAUUUUUACAGAAGGCCAUUUCGGAAGUGUCGAAUAAAUUGUUCCGAGAAGAUUUCAAGUUCAGAGUUAUAUUCUUAGCUAACGUCGUUGAGCUUCAUGAAUUCAUAGAUAAAGAUCAACUCACCGAACAGCUUGGUGGCAAUUUAUCAUAUUGCCAUCACACUUGGAUACAGAAUAGAAUUAGUUUGGAAAAAUUUUCAUCAAUGACGCAAGACGUAUCCCUCGCGUUAGACUCUUUCACGCGACGUUUGGCGGAAGUGGAGUUCCCUAACAAUACCAUUGCUACUACAACAUUACUAUCGCAGCAACAGGCUGAAUAUAAUGAAUUGAAGGAAGAAAUACUUAGCGCUGCCAGACACGGAGAAGCUCUUCUGGAUAGCGUACGACAAUUAACUGGGAAAGGAACAGCUGACAGAUUGGGAAAUGUUGCUGCGGUAGAAAGAUUACUUGUCCAGUUGGAAGAAACUGAACGGACAUUUGACUUAUUCUGGUCACAUCAUAGCUCGCGUUUGAGACAUUGUUUGGCUCUGAGACAAUUCGAGCAAGAUUUUCGAGAAUUGCAAGCGACAUUAGAUCAACAUUUGAAGACAGCCGAAGAGAUGACGGAGGUCGGGGAAACGCAAGCAAGAGUGGAUCAACUACUGCACGACACAUCAGCAUUCCAACGUAUAUGCAGAGGAGACAUAGAUCGCGCGGAGGAAGUGAUAUCUGCUGGUCAACAGUUGCUGUCUGGCAGACAUCAGUGCCCGGCAGAUGUUGUGGAACCUAAGUGUGUGGAGCUGCAAAGGGUUUGCACCAUUCUCAGCCAGAGAUUGGAGAGACGAUUACACAUGCUAACCAAGUGCAGAGAACUUAUGGAGCGUAUAGAUAAGGCCAACACUUGGUGCACGCGAGGAAUAGAACUGCUCGCGUCGCAGAACAGCACCACACCACCAGAUCAGGCGCUUCAAGAGUUGCAACAACUUAUCGAAGCGGCAGAAGAAUUUCAUCAUCCCCGAUGUAUUUUUCAGGAUUCUGUGAUGCCAGAAACAAAAGCACUCAUCACGCAGGUUCUGCAAAGGAUAGAAGAUGUGUCUCUGAUGUGCGACAAAAGAAUAAUGGCACUAAAACAACAAUUGAUUAAACCAGCCAGACCAGUACAAACUGUUACUCCGGAACCAGUAAAACCUUUGCAAUCACUGCCUCAGACUGUGAAACCUGGCAGAGUUCUAAAAAAGGCCAAUACUAUGCCAAAGAUGGAAAUGAGUCCUAUAGAAGGAGAAUCCUCGUCACCGGAAAGCGAGCCCCGAGACGUCGAAGCUUUGCGCUUAAAACGCGGUCAUGUCUUGGCAGAACUCGUAGAAACCGAACGAAUUUAUGUUUCUGAGCUUGGCUCGAUUAUUAAAGGUUAUAAAAUGGAAAUGACAAACGAGACGAUGGCUCAUCUCAUACCUGCGGCAUUGGUCGGCAAAGCGGACGUGUUGUUUGGCAAUUUAGAAGAUAUUUAUAUUUUUCACGGAGAAACAUUUCUGAGAGAUUUGGAAAACUGCAUUUCAAAUACUGAGCUUGUUGCCUUGUGCUUUGUUCAAAGGCGCGAGGUGUUCUUUAGAUUGUACAGUUAUUAUUGUCAAAAUAUCCCGAGGUCCGAGAGAUUGCGCGAGCAAAUACAAAGCGAGCCGCAGUUUCUCGCAGCCUGUCAGCAAAAACUCGGCCACAAGUUGCCACUUGCUGCUUAUCUUCUCAAGCCCGUUCAGCGUAUUACCAAGUAUCAGUUAUUGUUAAAAGAUUUGUUAAAGUAUAGUGAUGAACCUUCAUGCUGCACCGAGCUGCAAGAAGCACUAGAUUGCAUGCUGGUUGUGUUAAAGUGCGUUAAUGAUAGCAUGCAUCAAACUGCAAUAACAGGUUUUGGAGGCGAUCUGAGUGCACAGGGUGAAUUGUUGUUACAAGGGUCGUUUAGCGUUUGGAGCAGUAGUAAGCGGGAGCGGCUACUGAGACUGAAACCAUCUCAGCGACAUAUUUUCUUAUACGAAAAAGCUCUGAUAUUUUGUAAACACAGCAAGCCUCAGGCUCACAAUAAAGCCACGUAUCAUUUUAAGAGAUAUCUAAAGAUGUCGCAAAUUGGUUUGACGGAAUCGGUGAAGGGCGAUGCCAAACGUUUCGAAAUAUGGUUGCAAGGAAGAUCUGAAGUGCACACAAUACAAGCGCCCAGUAUCGAUGUCAAGCAAUCCUGGGUACGUCAGAUCAAAGGCGUUCUAAUGUCCCAAUUAGCUGAACUCAAAGGGAAACAGAAUUCCGCUCUUGGCAAAUCCAAUCACAAGCCAUUGCGUCAAACAAUUUCGUGGGAAGCUCAAAGUAGCUUAUCAGGGUCUCUGCGUACACUGUCCGUUGAUGGUAACAGCGUUAUCUCACACGCGACUGACGUGUCGCAAUCUACGGAAGAAGACGCUGCUUGGAGUUCAGAAAACAGCAACACAGACGAGGAGGAUGCUUUUGGAGAUAGUCCGGGACCAGCACCCGGCGGAAGAUACGUUGCGUUGGCUGAUUACUGCGCGGUAGGCCAGUCGGAAGUAACGAUGCGUGAAGGUGAUACCUUAGAGCUUCUUAAAGUUGGAUGUGCCGGAUGGUGGUUUGUCAAACUGAUCGGCACCGGUUUGGAAGGUUGGGCGCCCGCAGCCUACCUGGAACCGAUCAGUCGCAAAACGUCCCGUAGCUCGCAAUCGGUGAACAGUCAAGAGACCAUAUGAAACAGGCGACUAACACACUAGAAAAUCCCAGAAAGGAUUCUUUAGUGUGUUAGAUCUUUGACUCGCGCGUUUGAAGGUCGCCAAGUGCGAUAAAAAAAAAAAAAAAGAAACAUUUGUCACAUUGGAAACGAUAUCUUGAUCACUUUUCAAGCAGCAGGCGAUCGGGUUUUGGAAAUCUUUUACAGUAUUCUCAGACAGUGAUGAUCAUAUUUGUGUACCUUGUACAAUACAGCGUAUAAAAUGCUUGUUGAGUGAUGCGUUUGCAUUAAAAAUACAAAGAUGUUAAGUUGAAUAGGACGAGAUUUUUACGUUUAGAGGUUACUAUUACAUUACCGAGGAAAACGAAACGGAAGAGUUUUGUUUUCCAUUGCGUUAGAUUGGAUAAAGUGCUCAUUUCUGAGUACAGAAUAGCAUUUACUGAAUUGUACAAAAUGUAGCGUUGAAUUAAGCCGAGAUACAUGUACGUGCACGCGCACAACGAGACACGGUCUACGACGUUCUCGAUUACGGAAACAUUUCUAUGAUAAUAUAAUAAUGCACACAUCCUGUAAUCGAUAAGAGAAGAGAUAAUACGAUUCUGCUGAUGUCAAAUUUUGCUGUUUGAGGGUUUAUUUACACUUUGUUAAGAAGAAUCUGCAUAUAAAUGUCGAUCGUCAGAUCGGUCGCCGGAUACGUUGUCGUCGGAUCGCGUCAGUUGUGUAUCAUUAUACGUUGGCUUAGAGUUCUUACAUAGAAUCCUAGAUGCAUUGUCAUCAAGAUCGAAUAGUACAAUUUAGCGCAUUUUCGUGGGCUUUCGAGAACAAUUUUAGAUGUUGUGUUCGCGAGGGUUACGGUUGCUUUUCGGGGGAGGGAGCGGAAGAGGGGGGAUUGAAACAUAGAAUAUCUGCAAAGACUAUCGAAAUUAGAUCUUCUCAAGCCUUUCGAAAAGAAAAAAAAAACAUUGUGUGAUAUAUAAAAUGUUAGAUCAAUGCUUCUGCAGAUUAAUCAUAUUGUAAGCACAUACAGAGAGAGAGAAAGAGAGAAACAUUUAAUUGAUAUAUCGCCAUUUUUAGAACGUUAGAUAAUAUAUUGUUGACGAGUCGUUGCGACCAUAAAGCUUCGAGAUAUUAUUGUGAAGUUUGACGAGUGUAAUUUUUCCCAAAUAUUAUUCGUUUUGCGGGAUUAAAGGUAGAAGAGGAGGGAUGGACGGAAUUCGAGGAAUUAUAUAUAUCAUAUACCAAUGUGUGUACAACAGAUUUUUCUAGAAAGCUAAACGAUUAACACCAAAUUACACGCAAUAUCCGAUACUGAUAAAUCUUAUAACAAUCUACCUUUUAGAACUAUAAUAAGAGAGCAAUCUGAAUUUCUUAUAUGUAUAAGCGGAUUUCAUAACCCACCAAUUUCAGAAGCCUCUAUUACGAUGUAACGAUGUAUAAUAUAGUAUCAUUUGUACUUGAGAGAGAAACGUUUGUAUGGACUACGAAUAAUAUAACUUAAGCGACUUGUCUCUCGAUAACGUUACGAUUUUUUUUUUUCCGACGUCGGUAUGUGUUAAUUAUGUACGCUUUAAUAUACACAGAAACAUAAUUUAAAUAUCGAUCGUCGUUGCGAUAUCUGAUAUAGCCUACAUGAGUCUUGUUUCGGUAUUUAUAUAAUUUGCAUAUCAUUUGUACAGAUCACGAUCACACCAUGGUAUUUAUAUUAGAGAUAAAUAUAUUUAUUAAAUAGGAGAAUUAUUUAUAAGAAAAUUAUUAUAUAUAUAUAUUGCGAGAUAAUUUACAACAAUCAAUAGUUCGUCAAUCACGGUCUCGUUCAUCCGAUUUAAUUUACUGAGUAAUUCCUUUAGCGUCUCGCAACACACACUGCGUUUCUUAGAAUUGUAACACGUGCAUUUUCAUACAUUCAUAUGUAACGCCGUCCUUACAUUGUCCGUAAGAUUUCAAUCAAACAAGCAAUGUUAGUUUAAAAGAAUCGUUUUUCUCUACGUUGCAGAGUAUUCAUGAAUACGGAGAUUACAUAAAUACACAGAAGAGAAGAGAGAGCAAAUAUGCGAAAAGCGUCGGCGUUUGCCGCGGUCGUAGUUUCAUUUACGCAGUAUAUAUUAAUCUUAUGUAAAACAAAAUGAAACGAUAUUAGUAAUUCCAAACAGUUAAAUCACUGCUCAUUAUAUACCCGUCGCGUUUACACUCUCGCAAGUUGUCAACAUCCAUGAUCACUUUGUCGAAAAUUGUCGUUCGUGUUUGCUCGCGAGCGCGCUUUUUCAUCCGCGUUAAAAUUACAAUUAAGCGACCAAAAAGUCAAAGUGAUAAUUAAAAAAAAAAAAAAAAAAACAAAAAACAACAUGUGCAAGACGCGUUUUGUAGAAAUUUAAAAAAUUAUACACAUUACAUAUACAUAUAGACAAUAAUUAUAGCCGCUGUCGAAGAAUACGUGGCGUACACAUGCUUCGGAUGACGAUUCACAAUAUUAAUAAUUGCCACACACCGAGACCGAAGCUACAUAACUUCCCUCCGCGACUACCGGAGCAAAUAGAAGCAGGUUUCCGUGAGUGAAUCUAUGAUUUUCUGUAGGCGGACAUUUAUAUACACGAUAUUAGAGGUCGUAUAUAUAAAAAAAGAAAAAAAACGCACAUGUAUGUGAGUGUGCGUGCGGGCGUGUUGUGCAAUGUUUUAAAAAAAAAAAAAAAAAACAACUCACGUGAGAAAAGAGUCCGACGGUCAACCGCGAUUUCUUUACGGACGGUUCCUUUCAUCGCGUUCCUCGUCGGCGAGAGAGAGAGAAAGAGGAGGAGAGUGAUAUUAAAGUCUAUUUUUGCAUAAUAACACGUAAUAAAGAGGCUGCCGAAAUCUCUUCUAUUUGCAUUGUGCAUGUGUUGACGCGCGAUCAUUUCUCAACGAUUGUAAUUACAAGAUCGCUGUAAGUAAGCACGUUUUUUCAUUCCUUUGAUUGUACAACACUUUGUUAUUUCCCGAAUACAAGAUUCCGUUUUGAAUUUAUGUCUUUUAAUUUGUUUGCGUAUCACGUGUAUCUACUCUCUAUUGUAAAUUAUUUCAAUCUUUACGAGAGAAGGAAAUUACUCGGAUCUCAAAAAAAAAAAGAAAAAAAACGAAAAAAAACAAGAAAAAUAUUUUUGUAUAGGAUGCAAAAGAAUUGCUCAAGCUUAAGUUUAAUCGCAAUGAGCGAAGUUUGCUUUAAAUGUCUGUUGCAAAUUUUUUGCGUUAUAUAAGUGCAUAGUGCGACCAAUCUUCAAUGUGCAAUUUUCCGUUGUGCGACAAAAUACCAGAUACAAUGCGAAUAUAUAUUGCGAGAAAUGAUCACUUUUCAUUGUUACAUAUUGACAUCUUUAUCCACGUAUAUAUAUAAUAAUAUUAUUGUCAUCAGAAAGAGGAAAUGGAAAUGACGAUUUGACCGCUAAUUCAAGCAUGUAUAUAAAUUUUUGUUACUCACCUCAGACACACCUUGCGUGCGAUCAGUUGUCAAACUUGUAUGAAUCUGUAAUAUUAAACGAGAACAUAAAAAAAAAAAAAAA
This is a messenger RNA of Pseudomyrmex gracilis, 7921 nucleotides long. RefSeq names its product guanine nucleotide exchange factor DBS-like. The transcript has 17 exons. Bases 1267 to 4413 code for a protein of 1048 amino acids. Gene Ontology annotation, biological process: intracellular signal transduction. The record is from RefSeq and is a predicted model, not a curated record. Gene Ontology annotation, cellular component: cytoplasm. Gene Ontology annotation, molecular function: protein binding; guanyl-nucleotide exchange factor activity. NCBI's taxonomy places the organism in Eukaryota, Metazoa, Arthropoda, Insecta, Hymenoptera, Formicidae.